AAGGCCUGUCGCAGAUGCAUCCCAGAAGCCGGGCCGCACUUCCGGAAGCUUGUCUAUCGCCAAAGUGGGCCCCAACAGAGUCCCCAUGGCUGAGACGGAGGCCCCAGCCCAGUCACUGUCGUGGCUCCAGAGAGCCAGCGGAUGCAAGACCAGUGGCGACGUCGUGUCACACCCUCAAGUCGUGUGCGCCGCUGGGCACCCACCAUCUGAGGAGUCUGCCAGGCACCAGGCAGGGGCCAGUGGGUGACAGGGUGUUGUCAGCAAGACGUCCCCAGACAUCUCCUCUUCACAGUGGAAGAAAAGCAGCUUCCUUGGGAUGGAAUCAGGGUCCAGUGUCCUUUGAGGAUGUGGCUGUGUUUUUCACAAAGGAGGAAUGGGCUCUGCUGGAUCCCGAUCAGAGAGCUCUGCAUAAGGAAGUCAUGGAAGAGAAUUGUGGGAGCGUGGCCUCUCUCGAAGGUAACAAAUUGGAAACCAAGAAUAAAGGAGACAAUGACAAAACCCACAAGGCGGGGAAGCUCUAUAAAUAUUUGGAGAAUGGAGAAAGCUUCAGUCGGAAGCCCAGUCAAAUAACUGACAGAGGGGAGAAAUCAUAUCAGUGCUUGGAAUGUGGAAAGACCUUUCAUCGGAAUGACCACCUCACUUCCCAUCGAAGAAUUCACACAGGGGAGAAACCAUAUCAGUGCUUGGAAUGUGGAAAGACCUUUCGUCGGAAUGACCAUCUCACUUCCCAUCGAAGAAUUCACAAAGGGGAGAAAUCAUAUCAGUGCUUGGAAUGUGGAAGGAUCUUUCGCAGUGGCAUCAUCACCAAGGGUUCUGGAGGACACACGCAUGUGCCCAUUCAGACGUGCAAUGCCUGUGAGACGGAGAGGAUCGUUUGA
Messenger RNA from Lacerta agilis (Sand lizard), 878 nucleotides. RefSeq names its product putative zinc finger protein 56. The transcript has 5 exons. The record is from RefSeq and is a predicted model, not a curated record. Gene Ontology annotation, molecular function: DNA-binding transcription repressor activity, RNA polymerase II-specific. NCBI's taxonomy places the organism in Eukaryota, Metazoa, Chordata, Lepidosauria, Squamata, Lacertidae. Bases 15 to 878 code for a protein of 287 amino acids. Gene Ontology annotation, biological process: negative regulation of transcription by RNA polymerase II.